UGGGUCGAGGGGCUCGUGGAAAUAACAUAUAACAUGGCUUCGGUUCACUGAGUAGGACUCGCCAGCUUGCAUUUCCUUAUAUGCCGGCCUCGAACUUUCCCGAAGCGUUUGAACAGAGGUGAUCAUUCAGGAUUAUGGAGAGAAACGCAUUCUCGCCAAACAUGGAGUUGUCACAUGUUUGUGACCAGAUGUGGAAAGCUGAUAGCAACCGGUUAGUCCCUGAAGUUGACUAUGCUAUCGACCCUCAAGGAAAGACUAGGUUUCACUCUAGGUCUGACCAGGCCAGCGACCCUCUUUUCACCUGGGUCAACCCAGAGGCACUGCGUAAGCCAACAUAUGAUGCUUUUGUCAAACUUUUGGACAAUUAUGCUUCUGAGACUGGCAAGCCUGAAGUGGUCAAUCAGGAGGAGAUAAAUGAGAACCGAGUAUUCAUAGAUAGAAUUUAUGACACUGGCCCCAUGGAAAUAGCUCAUAAGUUCCUUGCUGGGAAGGGCCUGGUUCCUAGUGACAGGCCAGGAUUCAAGAAAAAGUUGUACCAGAUGUGGUUUGAGUUGUACCAACGUACAAGAGGGUGCCGUGUAAAGGACUCAUCUGGGUUUGAGCAUGUAUUUGUAGGUGAGACUCGAGGAAAAGAAGAAGUCAUUGGUUUCCAUAACUGGAUUCAAUUUUAUCUCCAGGAAAAAGCAGGAGUCGUGGACUACAAGGGAUUCUUUCCAAAUAGAAAUAAACGAAUGUCAACAGAUGCCAUGAAAGAGUGCCAGUUGGUUACCAUUCAAUUCAGCUGGAAAAGUGGUGUGAAGCCUAUUGGCAGCUCCUUCAUUGGUACCAGCCCAGAAUUUGAGAUGGCUCUCUACACCGUCUGCUUCCUUGCUGGUGGUGGUCAUGACGUUCACUUGGAUAUGGAAGAUUAUGAUGUGAUUAUCAAAAUUCACACAUUUCAUGGGGGAAAAUACAUAGGGUCUUGCUAUCCCCAAGCUGUUUGAAACAUCAAGUCUGCUAGCUACCUGUAAUUUUCUAAUUGAAAUUAAAAUUUCCAACUAAAAAAAUUAUCUCAUUCACUCCAACAAUACAAAUCUUUUAGUAGAAGCCCAUGUUCACAAAUGCUAAAGCUAAAUGAGACACACAGGUGAUAAUUGGCAUCAUUACAAGGUAGAUUUUGACAAAGUAUUUGUUUAUUUUCUCAUUCUAUCACAACAGACAAAUUUAAUUUCCAU
This is a messenger RNA of Nematostella vectensis (starlet sea anemone), 1214 nucleotides long. RefSeq names its product uridylate-specific endoribonuclease B. The transcript is spliced from 5 exons. The record is from RefSeq and is a predicted model, not a curated record. The coding region runs from base 135 to 983 and encodes 282 amino acids. Gene Ontology annotation, molecular function: RNA endonuclease activity. NCBI's taxonomy places the organism in Eukaryota, Metazoa, Cnidaria, Anthozoa, Actiniaria, Edwardsiidae.